Gossypium raimondii (Peruvian cotton) is the source of this 2511-nucleotide messenger RNA. RefSeq lists its product as uncharacterized. Gene Ontology annotation, molecular function: nucleic acid binding. Bases 1 to 2511 code for a protein of 836 amino acids. Lineage: Eukaryota; Viridiplantae; Streptophyta; Magnoliopsida; Malvales; Malvaceae. Gene Ontology annotation, biological process: DNA integration. The transcript has 3 exons. The record is from RefSeq and is a predicted model, not a curated record.
AUGAGGAAGGAAAAAUCAGACGACGUCAACGCUGAAAUUCUGGAAACUUUCCGUAAGGUACAAGUUAAUAUUCCAUUAAUUGAUGCAAUUAAACAAGUGCCUAGAUAUGCUAAGUUUUUAAAAGAAUUAUGCACAUAUAAAAUAAAAUUGAUUGGAAACGAGAGGAUUGGUUUAGGUGAAAAUGUAUCCGCGGUAUUUCAAAAGAAACUCCCACUUAAGUACAAAGAUCAUGGAAUGUUUUCGAUACCUUGUAAGAUAGGAGGCCUUAAAAUUGAUAGUGUUAUGCUCAAUUUAGGAGCCUCUAUAAAUGUCAUGCCUAGGAGUAUCUAUGACAAGGUACACUUAGGUUCAUUAAAAGAAACGGGAUUGAUAAUUCAACUUGCUGAUAGGAGUAAUGCCUACCCCGAUGGCAUCUUAGAAGAUGUCCUAGUGCAAGUAAACGAGUUAGUCUUUCAGGUCGAUUUUUAUGUCUUGGACAUGGGACCUAAUAUUAGUUCGAGUGAUGUACCCUUACUCCUAGGUAGACCUUUUCUUAAGACCUCUAGAACAAAAAUUGAUGUACAUAGGGGGAACUUAACUAUGGAGUUUGAUGGUGAGAUAAUAAAAUUUAACAUAUAUGAUGCUAUGAGAUAUCCCACCGAUAUUAAUUCUGUGUAUGCCCUUGAUGUAAUUGAUAAUCUUGUUCAAAAUGUCUAUAAAUUAGGAGAGGAUGAUGAGUUAGAGAGUGUUCUAACUAAAAGUAUUUUUGAUGCCGAUAUGAAUAAUCAUGAAUUUGUUGUUUCUAAUUUUUUGAUUGAUUCGGUUUGUGUAUUAAAUUCUCCUCAAUUGACAUACUCUAAACUGAUUUUCCCUAGCAUUGAGGUGACCGAUAAACAAAUUCCCUCACUAAUUUCACCACCUAAACUUGAGCUAAAAGGGCUGCCCGAAAAUUUAAAGUAUAUCUAUUUAGGUGAGAAUCAAACUUUGCCGUUGAUAGUGUCGAAUGCCUUGACCGAAAUCCAAGAGUCCAAGCUGAUUAGAGUUCUUAGGGAGCAUAGGGAAGCUUUCGGUUGGACACUAGCUAAUAUUAGGGGACUUAGUACAACCUUGUGCACUCACAAGAUAGCCCUAGAACCAAAUUCAGCCCCUAAGAGAGACCUCCAACGCCGAUUGAAUCCACCAAUGAUGGAGGUGGUUAAGAAAGAAAUUUUAAAAUGGUUAGAGGCUAAUGUUAUCUAUCUUAUAGCUGAUUCAGAAUGGGUUCCAAUCGCACCCGAGGAUCAAGAAAAGACCACUUUCACUUGCCCGUUUGGAACCUAUGCCUUCAAGAGAAUGCCUUUCGGAUUGUGCAAUGCACCGGCCACAUUUCAAAGAGGUAAGGAUGUCACAUUUGAAUUUAAUGAGAAUUGUAAAAAAUCUUUUGAUGAAUUGAAACUAAAAUUGAUCACAACACUUAUCAUUCAAGGACCAAAUUAUGCAUUACCCUUCGAGAUUUUAUGUGAUGCUAGUGAUAGGGCUGUUGGUGUGGCACUGGGACAAAGAAAUGGUAGAGAGUCCUAUGUAAUUAGGUAUGCUAGUGAGCUAUUAAACCCAGCUCAAUGCAAUUACACCACAACCGAGAAAGAACUCUAUGCCAUAGUCUUUGCCUUAGAGAAAUUUAGAGCAUACUUGUUAAGAGUUAAAGUCAUUGUAUUUUCUAAUCAUAGUGCUCUUAAAUACUUACUGCAUAAGAAAGAAGCCAAGCCUAGAUUGAUUAGGUGGAUUUUUCUCUUGCAAGAAUUCGACUUAGAGAUUAAAUAUAAGAAGGGUAAAGAGAACUUUGUGGUUGAUCAUUUGGGUAGGAUAAAGACCGGGGAUGUGAGGAGUGAGCCCAGUGAUCUAUUUCCUGAUGAGAGACUUUAUAGUGUGUCUAGUGCCUUACCAUGGUAUGCCGACAUGGUGAACUACUUAGUGACCAAAGAGUUUCCCACGAAUGCACCUAGACACUUGAGGAAAAAAAUUACAAGUCAAUCCCGAUUCUACUUGUGGCAUGAGCCAUACCUUUGGCGAUUUUGUAGCGACCAAACGAUUAGGCGUUGUGUCGAUGAUAGUGAGAUAGAAUUCGUGCUUAAUUUUUGUCAUUCUCAAGAGGGUAGAGGACAUUUUGGACCAAAGAAAACAACCUAUAAGAUACUUGAGUGUGGGUUAUUUUGGCUGACCAUUCAUAAGGACUCAUAUGCAUUUUGUAAAAAUUGUGCAUCAUGUCAAAGAAUCGGUAACUUAAGUAGUAGAAAUCAAAUUCCAUUACAUAAUUUCUAUGUUUGUGAUAUAUUUGACGUGUGGGGCAUUGAUUUUAUAGGGCCUUUCCCUUCCUCUUUCGGUUAUUUAUACAUUCUUGUGUGUGUUGAUUACUUGUUGAAAUGGGUAGAAGCAUUUCCAACUAGGAUCGAUGAUGCUAAAACCAUUGUGAAACUUCUUAAGGCCAACAUCUUGAAUAGGUAUGGGGUACCAAGGGCUAUAAUUAGUGAUAAGGGAACCCACUUUUGUAAUUGA